Aspergillus fischeri NRRL 181 is the source of this 3600-nucleotide messenger RNA. It is a transcript of the gene rom2, whose product is annotated as putative Rho guanyl nucleotide exchange factor (Rom2). Gene Ontology annotation, molecular function: guanyl-nucleotide exchange factor activity. The transcript has 4 exons. The coding region runs from base 1 to 3600 and encodes 1199 amino acids. Gene Ontology annotation, biological process: intracellular signal transduction. Lineage: Eukaryota; Fungi; Ascomycota; Eurotiomycetes; Eurotiales; Aspergillaceae. The record is from RefSeq and is a predicted model, not a curated record.
AUGGCCGAUCUCGGUGGCCAACAGGGCCGGAACUACCGGCCUUAUGGACAUGCCUCCUCUUUCCAGCGCGACGCUGCAUUCUCAGAGAUAUUCGGCGGGGCACCGCCACCUGGACGCUCCCAGACAAUGAACUCGCAGACGCCCCAGUUUUCGCAAGAUCGCGCUCACACAAUGUCAUCCCAUGUGCCACAUCCUCAAAUGCAAAGGCCACCCCCGCAGCCGGCUCGUCAGGGACCGAAUGGUUACACACCGGCAGCUCCGAACGGACACUAUCAAGCCUACCCGGGGCCCGCAGCUAUGGCUCAACAAUCUUCCCACAAUCCCCCGCGACCAUAUCCCGGACGUUAUGUCUAUCCUCAGCCCCAACGGUUAGAUUCGAGACCCGCUCCUGGCCCACAGUAUCCAGAUGCCAAGGGAUACAGUCGGCCUAUGCCUCCCCCAGCCCUGAAUUCGGAUGCAUACAGAUCAAGGUCAAUGGCGCGAAUGGGUGGCCCGCCGGGGUAUCAACAACCGCCACCCAGCAGUUUCAAUCACACUUCCGCAAGCGCUUUUCGUCAACAACCGUAUAGCUCGACAACUCCGGUAACCGAUCAAGGACGCGUUGUGCCAGUGAGACAUGCGAAUGAACGCGCAAUGUCGCUGACAUCCUACUCCAUGGAUCGCGACCAUUCUCACACCACGCAGACAGGUCGGGUGAUCCCUACAAGGAGGCAGCCAUCUGGCCCAAGUCAACCCCCGACGCAUCAGUUCGAAGAAGAGCCUGCAAGCGUUCACAGUGUAAACGGAAGACCGCGACCGCCAAGUGAUGGGUCAACAAAUUCCCGCGCUAUGUCUAUGGCGUCGACCAUCGUACCAGAUCGGACCAUGAGCAUGCAAAGCCAGAUGACGCACAGGCCCAGCAAUCAAACAACUUUAGUUUCCAACAAUUCCCGCCGGAGCAAGGUCCCACUGGUGUAUCCCGCCCUACUCUCACGGGUCGCUGACGUCUUUCGCGAGAGAAUCCCGCUUGGAGAACGACAGAAGAACGGCUUGUCUUAUCAAAAUGCGUUUUCUGGUGCGGAGGCUGUGGAUCUUAUUGCUCACAUCAUCAAGACAAACGAUCGUAAUCUUGCUCUUCUUCUGGGGCGAGCGCUCGAUGCGCAGAAGUUUUUCCACGAUGUGACGUACGAUCAUCGACUUCGAGACGCUCCGGGGGAAAUCUAUCAAUUCAAGGAAACCAUGGGAGAAGAGGCGCCGAGUUCCGAGGUCAAUGGAGUUUUUACGCUUUUGACAGAAUGUUACUCUCCCACCUGCACGCGCGAUAGUCUGUGCUAUUCUAUUGCGUGUCCAAGAAGGCUGGAACAACAAGCAAGAUUGAAUCUCAAGCCGCAACCAGGUCUACGCACGUCCGCCUCGAAGGCCAGCCUUCACGGCGAUGAUGACAAUGAUAAUCAGAAACUCUGGAUUAAUAUGGUUCCCAAGGAAGUUUCUGACAGUAUCGACGAUCGCGAAAAGAAGCGCCAAGAAAUCAUCUUCGAGAUCAUGUACACAGAACGUGAUUUUGUCAAGGAUCUGGAGUACCUGAGAGAUUUCUGGAUGAGACCUUUGCGUGCGGCCGGCAACGCAAACCAAUCCCCCAUCCCGGAGCAUCGGCGCGAGAAAUUCAUUCGAACAGUGUUCGGCAAUUGCUUGGAAGUUCUGAAAGUUAAUGGUGCUUUGUGUGAAGCCCUCAACGCCAGACAAAAGGAAAGUCCUGUGGUGAAGACUGUUGGUGACAUAUUCCUCCAGCAUGUACCCAACUUUGACCCUUUCAUCAAGUAUGGUGCCAACCAGCUCUAUGGUAAAUAUGAGUUUGAGAAGGAGAAGGCAUCCAACCCUGCUUUUGCAAGAUUCGUCGAAGAGACUGAACGGCUCAAGGAGUCACGGAAGCUGGAAUUAAACGGCUACUUGACCAAGCCCACCACUCGUCUAGCAAGGUAUCCGUUGCUUCUCGAACAGGUUGUGAAGAACACGAAGGAUGGUAACCCGGACAAGGAAGAUAUUCCCAAAGCCAUCAAACUCAUCAAAGAUUUCUUGUCGCGGGUUAACACCGAGAGCGGAAGGGCCGAGAACCAUUUCAACCUCGUGCAGCUGAAUUCGGCCCUGAAGUUUAACCCCGGCGAUUAUGUUGACCUGAAGUUGACUGAGGAGAAUCGUCAAAUGCUCACUAAGAUGGCGUUCAGGAAGGCUCCAACAGAUAGUUCCGAAGUAACUGCGUAUCUCUUCGACCACGCAGUAUUGCUUGUGAGAAUCAAAGUCGUUAACAAGCGCGAAGAGUAUCGUGUCUAUCGGAAGCCAAUCCCUCUCGAACUGUUGGUUAUCGCACAGAUGGACGAAGUGAUUCCCAAGGUUGGAGUCCCCAAGAGACCGUCGUCCAGCUUGCUCUCCAACAAGCCUGCCGCCAAUCCUCCCAGCACUAAAGAGGGGUUACCCAUAACCUUUCGGCAUCUAGGCAAGGGUGGCUACGAGCAGACACUCUAUGCCACGUCGCCAACACAAAGAAGAAAAUUCAUCGAGAUGGUCGAAGAGCAACAAAGAAAGCUCAGAGAACGGAACAGUAACUUCUACAACAAGACGGUUUUGUGUUCGAAUUUUUUCACUUCUGCAAACCGCGUGAAUUGCCUUGUCCCUGUUGAUGGUGGCAGGAAGUUGGUGUAUGGCACUGAUAGUGGCAUUUUCAUCUCGGAGCGUUGGCCCAAGGAUAAGUCUGCCAAGCCGAGACGGGUGCUGGAUGCUAGCCAGGUCACUCAAAUCGACACCUUGGAGGAGUACCAACUACUUCUGGUGCUAGCGAACAAAACACUCUCAUCCUAUCCGAUGGAGGCGCUCGAGCUUGCGGAGGGUCAAAAUUCAGUGGCAAAGCGGCCGAAGAAGAUUCAAGGUCAUGCGAACUUCUUCAAAGCGGGAAUUGGGCUUGGACGCCAUUUGGUAUGCUCUGUCAAGACAUCCGCUCUGUCAUCGACUAUCAAGGUUUACGAGCCCAUGGACAACCUGGCAAAGGGCAAGAAGAAAUCUGCCGUGAGCAAGAUGUUUCAGAGCGGUCAGGACACUCUGAAGCCCUUCAAGGAAUACUACAUACCGGCAGAGUCAUCGUCUAUCCAUUUCCUCCGCUCGACUCUUUGUGUGGGAUGCGCUCGGGGUUUUGAGGUAGUAAGUCUUGAGACUACUGAGACGCAGUCCCUUCUGGAUCAGGCGGAUACCUCGCUUGAUUUUGUCGCACGCAAGGAGAACGUGAAGCCGAUUCAUAUUGAGCGAAUGAACGGCGAGUUCUUGCUCAACUACAGCGACUUCUCCUUCUUCGUGAACCGAAACGGGUGGCGAGCUCGCCCGGAUUGGAAGAUCUCAUGGGAGGGCAACCCCAAUGCGUUUGCCCUAUCAUACCCUUAUAUCCUUGCCUUUGAGCCAAAUUUCAUCGAAAUUCGGCACAUUGAGACGAGUGAGCUGAUACACAUCAUGACUGGAAAGAACAUUCGGAUGUUGCAUUCUUCCACAAGAGAGAUUCUGUACGCCUACGAAGACGAAGGAGGCGAGGAUGUAGUAGCCAGUCUGGAUUUCUGGAACAAGCCCCAACAACAACAAUGA